Molecule: messenger RNA, 1996 nt
Organism: Musa acuminata AAA Group (dessert banana)
Lineage: Eukaryota; Viridiplantae; Streptophyta; Magnoliopsida; Zingiberales; Musaceae
Exons: 6
Coding region: 1140-1691 (183 amino acids)
Biological process (GO): ribosomal small subunit biogenesis; rRNA processing
Cellular component (GO): small ribosomal subunit; small-subunit processome; Mpp10 complex
Molecular function (GO): snoRNA binding; rRNA binding; structural constituent of ribosome
Source: RefSeq, a predicted model, not a curated record
AUUUAGCUUUUAGGAGUCGGGGAGACAGAAAGAUAGGAAGGAGUUGGAGGGGAAUCUGAGGUGGGUGGUGAGUGCAUGCUUGUUUGAUGGGACCCCUUGAAACAAUUGCCUUUAUUUAGAUGCUUUGUGUGCUAUAGAUUAGAGUUGUGGGUGGGGCAGUGUCACUGAAGUGGCCCUCGGAUCAUAUCAUAUGCAAUGACAGUAAACGCGAAAAGGACUGAAUCAUCUCGGACGAGCAGUAGUGGCUGUGAGGAGGAUGAGGAAUGCUCCCUUAUCAUUGUAUUUUGAGGUGGUGAAGGAAUUCUCUCUGACAUGCAUAUAUGAGAGCAAGAGAGAAAGAGAGAGAGAGAGAGAGUCAUAUCAGGCGUGCCCAAGCGUGAAGAAUAUGACAGAGUGGAGAGAGAGAGAGAGGCUGAGAGAAGUCAGAGCAGAAAAGCUGGGAAGCGUGCAUCAUCACCAUCAUCAACAGCAGCAGCAUCAAAACCUAGCACCACCUUCCAUGGCUUUAGAUUGCCAACCUAUUGUGAUCUCUUUCUCUUACAAAUUACUCGACGAGAUUUCGAACCCUCCUUGACAACUUGCUUACCUCCUUCAAAGCCUCACAGCGGUCCCGCAUGGGCCCACGACUACUUUCAUCACAUGCCGAGUGGCUGAGCGAGUAAACGGAUGCUCCAUGGACCAUUCCACCCGUUCCGAUAACAAUAUCGGAUCCGGAUUCGACAACGAAACUGACCCGGAUCCGACACAAAUAGUCCGGUCGGCCAUAAACUUUCGAGUCUCUCUUCCGAGAGUGGUUCGGUGAGAGCCAAGCGAGCAAAUAUAAUACAACUCGAAAAGCCACCACCGGUCUAAGCGUGCCCUCGUCUCCCUCCGUGCCCUAAACGCUAACUCACUGCGUUCCGCGGCUUGGAGGCCGUCAGGACGCGCCUCACCUGCGCCUGUUUCGUCGCUCGGCCGUCGUUCUACCUGCCUCGGCCUCAGGCCCUUGACCAUCCGUCGCAGCCGACGGCGAGCCACAACUCUUUCGCCUCCUGUGUUGGUCAUUGGAGGUCGGUCGACGCCUUCCCAAGAAAAAAAGCCCCGUAUAAUUAGCAUUGGAGUGAGCGAAAGCAAAAACAAACGAUAAUUAGUGAAAGAAUAUGAGGAAGUUGAAAUUCCAUGAGAAGAAGCUACUCAAGAAGGUCAACUUCAUCGAGUACAAACGCGAAGGUGGCCACCGUGAAGCCCUUGUCACGCGCCGUUACCAUCUCACCGAGAGAGAUGACUACAAGAAGUAUUCAAGUAUCUGUAGGAUGGUGCAGAAGCUAGUGCAUAACUUGAAGCAAAUGGAUCCCAGAGACCCUUUCCGUAUCGAGAUGACGGAUGGAUUGCUGGAGAAGCUCUAUAAUAUGGGUGUUAUUUCGACAAAAAAGAGCUUAGCAAAGUGCGACAAACUUUCAGUUAGUUCAUUCUGUAGGCGCAGGCUAGCCACAGUUUUGGUAUACCUAAAGUUUGCUGAGCAUCUGAGAGAGGCUGUAACAUACAUUGAGCAAGGCCAUGUCCGGGUAGGCCCAGAUGUGGUAACAGAUCCGGCAUUUCUUGUGACGAGGAACAUGGAAGACUUUGUGACUUGGGUGGACUCUUCUAAGAUCAAGAGGAAAGUGAUGGAGUACAAUGAGAGAUUGGAUGACUACGAUGCGCUGAAUGCCUAAAGUUGCUUUUACAAGUCAAGAAUGCCAGUUUUUUCAAUAUCCAUUGGUGGGGGGCUAUUUCUGACCGCCGAGAAAUUCUUAUCGAUCGCAAUUAGUCAAAUGGACCAAUGCACAUAAUGCUAAAAUUUUGGAAUCAGAUUAUUAGUUGAACCUGUGUAUUAUUUUAUAUAGUCUUGUCUUCUGCUUUUAGUAAUGUUGUAGUAGUAAAUGAGUAAAAACUGUAAUGGGCUACCGGAAGUAUUGCUGAUCCAAUGUCAUGUUUAGGUUGGAUGAAUUAAUAGCUUCAGAAAUAUGUGGAACAAUCA